AAGUAAUGUCUUAAAAUGAUAAUACGGAUAUUCUGCGAUUGAUUUUUAUGACAUUUUAAGACUGACAAGGCAAAUAUAUAUAUGUCUCAUCUUAACUUAUUGCACCGACGUAGCAGUGUAGCGAAAAAGAACAGACUAAAGUCAACACGGAGUACACGGGAGCACGACCUAAUCCUUAUCCCUGUGGUAGUGAGGGCAGUCAGCGAGUCAGCCACACUGCCACAGUCAGCACCAUGGCGAUGAACGUGCCGUAUGAGGCGAUCGGCAAGGGCUUCGUCCAACAGUAUUAUGCGAUGUUCGACGACCCGGCGCAGCGGCCGAACCUCAUAAACAUGUAUAAUGCGGAGACGUCCUUCAUGACGUUUGAGGGCUUGCAGAUCCAGGGCGCUAUCAAAAUAAUGGAAAAGUUAACUAGCUUAUCUUUUCAAAAAAUAAAUCGGGUAAUAACAGCGAUUGAUUCGCAACCAAUGUUUGAUGGAGGAGUUCUCAUUAAUGUAUUAGGAAGAUUGCAGACUGACGAGGAUCAGCCUCACGCGUACAUCCAGACAUUUGUCCUGAAGCCAGUCGGUACCAGCUUUUACGUGCAACAUGACAUCUUCAGACUUGCGUUACACGACACGGUUUAGGCAUCAGGCAGACGAAGAUCCACCACACGCCUUCUCGCAAUGUUUUGUGCUGAAGCCAUUGGGUAAUUCAUACUACUGUCAGCACGAUAUCUUUCGCCUUGGCAUUCAUGAUAUUGCAUGAACGAAGGAAAAUUGAGCUGAUUUUCGCGACGAGCGUGUGAGCAGACAGGUUGUCGAGUGACGGAUGCUCCGGAGAUCACAAUUAAUAAGUGAGCCACCUAAUUUCAUCGAUAAUCCUCUCGUCACAAUCGCAUCCUACCUAUCCUCAUUCUUUCCAUAGAUAAUAUUACAAGUUUUGUAUGAAGAAUAUAUCUUUCCACUUAUAUUUUGGCCACAAUAAAAAAAAGAAAUCGAAAAUCAUCCGAUAUAUCACACAGUUGAAGUAAUUUUUCUCCGUACAACACACACACACACACAUACACACACACACACACACACGUGCAUAUAUGUGCAUAUUGUUUCAAAAAACAAACUUACAUUUCUUACAUGUACUAGCACAAUACAAACACAUAUAUAAAUGUCUCAUUGAUCAAAAGAUGAUUUGAUUUCUGGUGACAGAUAAUAUCUUUGCAUUACUACGCUUUGAAAUGUAUUGUAACAUAUUUUACAUUAAAAAUGCUGUGUAUUUUUGUAAUACGAAAAUGUUGGCCAUUAAAUACAAGAAUACGGAA
Messenger RNA from Monomorium pharaonis (pharaoh ant), 1297 nucleotides. It is a transcript of the gene Ntf-2, whose product is annotated as probable nuclear transport factor 2. Gene Ontology annotation, cellular component: nuclear pore central transport channel. NCBI's taxonomy places the organism in Eukaryota, Metazoa, Arthropoda, Insecta, Hymenoptera, Formicidae. Gene Ontology annotation, biological process: protein import into nucleus. The transcript is spliced from 5 exons. The record is from RefSeq and is a predicted model, not a curated record. Bases 234 to 626 code for a protein of 130 amino acids.